Nicotiana tabacum (common tobacco) is the source of this 4930-nucleotide messenger RNA. The record is from RefSeq and is a predicted model, not a curated record. Lineage: Eukaryota; Viridiplantae; Streptophyta; Magnoliopsida; Solanales; Solanaceae.
GUUAUAUAAACUGAGUCACGUUACAUAAGAUAUACAGCACUAUUUUUUCUUCUUCACAUUAAUUCAUUUUUUUUCUCACCUCUUUGCCUUUUACCUCUUCGUUUCUCAAACUUGUGUUAGUAGUUCUCAGGAGGGAAGCAGAAGAGGGGAAACGAAAAGAUCUGCUGAGAGUUUUGUUUUUGCUUCCUCAGAAAAUCUGAGGAAAACUUCAAAAGCAUGAAGCGAUUGAGAGAGGAUGGAUAUGGUAACCCUCAAUUUAAGCGGCCAUUUGGUUCUUCUCGUGGAGAAUCCUAUGGUCAAUCACAAGUUCCUGGAAGUGGUUUGGGCGGAGGAGGAGGUGGCAACAGCACAGGCGGAGGUGGAGCAGGUGCUAGUGCUAGCACCCAAAAGUUGACAACUAAUGAUGCGUUGUCUUAUUUGAAGGAGGUCAAGGAGAUGUUUCAAGAUCAAAAGGAUAAGUACGACUUGUUCCUUGAUGUUAUGAAAGACUUUAAGGCUCAAAGAAUUGAUACUGCGGGUGUCAUAGCAAGAGUGAAAGACUUGUUUAAAGGGCAUCCUAGAUUGAUCCUUGGGUUCAACACUUUCUUGCCCAAGGGCUAUGAAAUAACCCUUAAUGAAGAAGAUGAGGCUCCUCCAAAGAGAACGGUUGAGUUUGAAGAAGCUAUCAGCUUUGUGAACAAAAUAAAGAAACGUUUCCAAAAUGAUGAUCAUGUGUACAAGUCCUUCUUAGACAUUUUGAACAUGUACAGGAAGGAGCACAAGGGCAUCAGCGAGGUGUACCAUGAGGUUGCCAUACUUUUCGUGGACCAUCCAGAUUUGCUAGAUGAAUUCACUAGAUUCUUGCCAGAUACUUCAGCUACUGCAUCAGCAGCACAAACUUCAUUUGGCAGGUCUCCUUUCCAUCGUUAUGAUGAGAGGAGCUCAGCUAUUCCCAUGCUUAGGCAACCGCACAUGGACAAGCGUUUCCGGCGGGAUAGGAUUAUUGGUCCUCAUGCAGAAAGAGACCUAAGCAUUGAGCGGCCUGAUAUGGACGAUGAUAAAACAAUGGUGAAGUUGCAGAAAGAACAUAAGAGACGUGCUGAAAAAGAGAGCAGGGACAGAAGAACUCAUGAUCAGGAUUAUAAAGAACCUGAUAAUGAGAACCAUGGAGAUCUAAACAUGCAGCGUCAUACUGAUAAAAAGAAAUCUGCUCGGAAGGUUGAAGAAUUUGAAGGAUCUCAUGAAGAUAAAGACGCCCUGAAAAAUAUGUAUAGCCAAGAGUUCACUUUCUGUGAAAAGGUAAAGGAAAGACUGCGAAGUCCAGCUGAUUAUCAGGCAUUCUUACAUUGCCUCUCCAUUUAUAGCACAGAAAUAAUUAACAGGAAGGAGUUAUUACGUUUGGUUGCUGAUCUACUUGGAAAAUAUCCUGAUCUUAUGGAGGGUUUCAAUGAAUUUCUAGAGCGUUGUGAACGAGUUGAUGGAUUUCUUGCUGGUGUUGUGAGCAAAGGUAAGUGGGCUGAAGGGCAUACUUCCAGGUCAGUAAAGGAAGAUGAGAAAGACAAAGAGCAGAAGCGUGAAACUGAUGGAGCAAAAGAAAAGGACCGAUAUAAGGAGAAAUACUGGGGAAAAUCCAUUCAAGAACUCGACCUGUCAAACUGCGAACGAUGCACACCCAGUUAUCGGCUUCUUCCUGACGAUUAUCCCAUACCUACCGCAAGUCAAAGAUCAGAGCUUGGAGCUCAGGUUUUAAAUGAUCAUUGGGUAUCUGUGACUUCUGGGAGUGAGGACUACUCUUUCAAGCACAUGCGCAGAAAUCAGUAUGAAGAAAGCCUGUUUCGUUGUGAAGAUGAUAGGUUUGAGCUAGACAUGUUACUGGAGUCGGUAAGUUCAACUGCUAAGCGUGCAGAAGAGUUGCUGAAUGCCAUUAAUGAUAAUUCAAUUGGCGGGGAUGGUCCAAUCCAUAUUGAGGACCACUUUACAGUCUUAAACUUAAGAUGCAUUGAACGACUCUAUGGUGAUCAUGGUCUGGAUGUUAUGGAUAUUCUGCGUAAAAACCCAUCUCUUGCGCUGCCUGUUGUACUGACCCGCUUGAAGCAGAAACAGGAGGAGUGGACCAAGUGUCGCACAGAUUUUAACAAAGUUUGGGCUGAAAUCUAUGCUAAGAACCAUUAUAUGUCACUUGACCAUCGAAGCUUCUAUUUCAAGCAACAAGAUUCAAAGAAUCUUAGCUCAAAAUCCUUAGUGGCGGAGAUCAAAGAAAUUAAGGAGAAAAAGCAGAAAGAAGACGACAUGAUUGUUUCUAUUUCUGCUGGAAGUAGACAUCCUUUAACCCCGAAUCUUGAAUUUGAUUAUGCUGACUCUGAGCUUCAUGAAGACUUGUACAAACUUAUCAAGUAUUCAUGUGAAGAGGUUUGCUCCUCCGAAGAGCAAUUAAAUAAAGUACUGAGGUUAUGGACCAACUUUCUUGAGCCAAUUUUGGGUAUACCUUGUCGCCCUUAUGACUCAGAGGCCACUGAGAACAAUGAUGUCUUAUCUAAGCAGCAUGGUCCAAAAAGCAAUGGAACUAGCGUUGGUGAAGGUGAUGGAAGUCCUAGUUCAGAUGCUAAGCAAUCAAAAGUUAUCAGCAACAGAGAUGCCAAUGCUUCCCCCCUACGAGUAAACUCUUCUAGGACAAGCUUUGCAAAUGCAGAUUCUCUUCCCAAAAAAGAUGGUUUGGCAGUGAUUGGUGAAGACCUAACUAAUUCUGAUGCAGCUGCUGCUAUGGGAGCAGAUGCUGUUCAUGAAAAAGUGGAAUUAACUUCAGGACGUGGCGCAAGACGGGGUACUGGUGUUUCAGAGCAUGGUCAAGUAUCCAAGUCUAACAUUGAUAGUGUGCCAGCAUCAGAGACUGAUACUUCAAGAUCGACUCCGCUGGGCAAUGGAGGGUUUGCAGAAGGCUCUAGAAGUAAUGGGUACAAUGACGAUUCAGUUGAUCCCUGCAAAAAUGAGAAAGAAGAGGGUGAGUUAUCACCGAAUGGUGAAUUUGAGGAGGACAACUUUGUUGGGUUUCAAGAUGGUGCCUCACGUAAUGGAAGUGUGCAUUAUCAAUCCAGAGCUGCUGAAGAGAUGGAUUGUCAGGAUGCUGCUGGUCAAAAUGAUGCAGAUGCUGAUGAUGAAGAUAGUGAAAAUGUUUCUGAGGCCAGAGAAGAUGUAUCUGGCAGUGAGUCUGCUGCUGAUGACUGCUCUCGAGAAGAGCAUGAUGAAGAAGAUGACGGGGAACAUGAUGAACUUGAUGGCAAAGCUGAGAGUGAAGGUGAGGCUGAGGGGACGAGCGAAGCACACUAUGUUACAGGUGAUGGCAAUGUGUUGCAAAUGUCUGAUCGGCUUUUGCUUACUUCGAAGCCACUUACAAAAUAUGUGGCUUCACCUGUAUAUGGGGGAGCGAUGAAGUACUCGCGGGUGUUUUAUGGAAAUGAGGCAUUCUAUGUGCUUUUUAGGCUUCACCAGAUUCUAUAUGAAAGGUUAUUAUCAGCAAAGCUGAAUUCAGCAUCAUCUGAGUCAAAAUGGAGAACUGGAAAGGAUACUGGUACUGAUCCCUAUGACAGAUUCAUGAGUGCGCUGUAUAGUUUGCUUGAUGGAUCUGCAGAUAAUUCAAAGUUUGAGGAUGAUUGCCGAUCAAUCAUUGGAAAUCAGUCAUAUGUGCUAUUCACGUUGGACAAGUUGAUAUAUAAGCUGGUCAAACAGCUUCAAACGGUCUCGAGUGAUGAGCUGGAUGGUAAGCUGCUUCAGUUGUAUGAAUAUGAAAGAUUAAGGAAACCAGAGAAGUUUGUUGAUACAGCUUAUUAUGAAAAUGCUCAUGUGCUCCUCCACGAAGAGAGUAUAUACCGGUUUGAAUGUGUNCUGUCCAUCCAGUUGAUGGAUGGUGGAAGUGAUAAGUCUGAAGUAGUUGCAGUUGCUGUAGAUCCCAAAUUUUCAGGUUAUCUGCAUAAUGAUUAUCUGUCGGUCGAACAUGGGAAAAAGGAGUCUUCUGCAGUUCUGCUGAAGAGAAAUAAGCGGAAACAUGCCAACCAUGAUGAAUCUACUGCUUUUUGCAUGGCAAUGGAACAUGUUAUUCUUGUAAAUGGUCUGGAAUGCAAGAUGGCUUCAAACUCAUCGAAGAUCUCUUAUGUGCUUGACACUGAGGACUUCUUUUUCCGUCGGGGAAGGAAACUAAAAAAAGUUUCAGCUGGCAGAUUGUCAUGCCAUUACCAGACUAGAGUAGAACAGUUCCAUCGUGUUCUGUUGUCCUCUUCAUGAUGAUACAUGGCCUUUCUCUCUGAAACUUUGUCAAUGCAUUACCUCUCUUGGCAAAACCAGAACGUUGAACAAGUUCUAGACGGUCUCUUUAUAGAAAUUCACCUCACAGGAUUUAAUCACUUCAACAGACUCCUCUCUUGCCAACUCCAACAGGGUUUUACACUCCAGUAUUUCAUUGGAUUGUCGGUCCAACUAUUUACUUGGUCAAUUGGUUCGAUGCUUUGAUGGUGGUAUUCUCUUGAACUUUCACUCUGAGGAACAAGGAUUCGCGAGUGUGGUUUCUCGUAAGUGUAUUAUCUUGGGGCACAUAUAAAUGGCAUUUCAGUCAUUUUCUUGUACAUAUGGUUUUCCGCCAUAAGUUGCUUCUUGUAAGCUGUGUUUAUUUAAUCUGCUUGCGUGGGAUCGCAAAGGAGCCAUAUCGCAUUUCCUCCUCCGCAGUAGUCUCCAUGUCCCCGUGAGCUGACCAAGUAUUCCAGCAGCUACAGCUUCCUGGAUUAUGUAAGAGAUAGUGAUAAAUUAGUUGAAUUUAGUAUAGUGAACAGCUUUAUACAGUGGUUUUCUUGGCCCUGGUUUUUGUACAGAGCAUACAUUUGGAUUCUACUUUGCUGAAACAAGAGGUUUAUUGCCUUGUUGACAAGGCUUUUUCAUUCAAAAUAUUCAUCUAAUUUUUUGGUUC